Macadamia integrifolia is the source of this 2222-nucleotide messenger RNA. Its product is annotated as beta-fructofuranosidase, insoluble isoenzyme CWINV1-like. Lineage: Eukaryota; Viridiplantae; Streptophyta; Magnoliopsida; Proteales; Proteaceae. Gene Ontology annotation, molecular function: hydrolase activity, hydrolyzing O-glycosyl compounds. The transcript is spliced from 7 exons. Gene Ontology annotation, biological process: carbohydrate metabolic process. The coding region runs from base 65 to 1855 and encodes 596 amino acids. The record is from RefSeq and is a predicted model, not a curated record.
UUUGAUUUUGGAACCAUAUGCUGACCUCACCAACUACAAAUUUUCCUCUUUCUUCAAUUAUAUAAUGCCCAUUACCAAAUUUCUUUCUUCAUUCCAUCUCAUCUCCCCUUCUCUUCUUCUCUCUUCAAAGGAAGCCAUGGCCUUCACAGCUUUUUGGUUUAUUGGGUUAUGUUCUCUUCUUCUUGGCUAUGGAGUCCAUGUUGAAGCCUCUCACAAGGUUUUCUUAAACCUUCAAUCUCAUCAGAACGCUACUACAACAACCCAUCAGCCUUAUAGAACUGGCUACCAUUUCCAACCAGCCAAAAACUGGAUCAAUGAUCCUGAUGGUCCAAUGAUUUAUAAGGGAAUCUAUCAUCUCUUCUACCAGUACAAUCCAAAAGGAGCAGUCUGGGGUAACAUAGUAUGGGCGCACUCCACUUCUACUGAUCUUGUCAAUUGGGUUCACCAUGAACCUGCUAUCAAACCUUCCAUAAAAUCUGAUAUUAAUGGAUGUUGGUCUGGUUCAACUACAAUCCUCCCAGGGUACAAACCUGCUAUUCUCUAUACUGGUAUAGACCCACAAAAUCGCCAAGUCCAGAAUUUAGCAUUUCCCAAGAAUCUCUCUGAUCCAUUCCUAGUAGAAUGGACUAAACCACCCCAAAAUCCUGUUAUGACUCCCAUUGAUGGGAUCAAUGCAAGCUCAUUCAGGGAUCCCACUACUGCUUGGAAAGCUCCUGAUGGGAAAUGGAGGGUGAUCAUCGGAAGCAAGAUCGAUCGCCUAGGGAAGGCAAUUCUAUAUAAGAGCAAGGAUUUCAUCAAAUGGGAAAGAGUAGACCAUCCACUCCAUUCAUCCAAGAAUACAGGAAUGUGGGAGUGCCCAGAUUUCUUCCCUGUCUCUGUAAACAGUGGAGUUGGUCUUGACACAUCUGUGACUGGUCCUAGUGUUAAGCAUGUUCUUAAGGUGAGCUUAGAUGAUACCAAACAUGAAUACUACACAAUUGGUACUUAUAACCUGAAGAAGGAUAAGUAUUUCCCAAACAAGGGUUCUAUUGACAAUGGUUCAGGCCUGAGAUAUGAUUAUGGAAAAUUUUACGCUUCAAAGACAUUCUUUGAUAGCUCUAAGAACAGAAGGAUUUUGUGGGGUUGGAUUAAUGAAUCGGAUAGCGUAAACGAUGAUAUCAAGAAAGGAUGGUCUGGAGUUCAGGCAAUUCCAAGGAAUAUUUGGCUUGACAAGUCUGGGAAGCAACUGGUUCAAUGGCCUAUCGAUGAAAUCGAAAAGUUACAUGAAAAGCCAGUUGAUUUGCAGAGUACAGAGCUGAAGAAAGGAUCAGUAAUUGAAGUUUCUGGUAUCACUGCCUCACAAGCCGAUGUGGAGGUUUCAUUUGACUUGUCAACAUUGAAGAAUGCUGAGAAGGUGAACCCAAGUUGGGAUAAUCCACAACUACUCUGUAGUCAAAAAGGGGCUUCUGUUAAAGGAAGUUUAGGACCAUUUGGAUUGCUAGUUUUGGCUUCUGAAGGCUUGGAAGAACAAACAGCUGUAUUUUUCAGGGUAUUCAAAAAUCAAAAGAGAUAUGUGGUGCUCAUGUGCAGUGACCAAAGCAGGUCUUCUUUGAGGAAAGAUCUGGAUAAAACUACCUAUGGAGCUUUUCUAGAUGUGGAUCCUCUUCAUGAACAACUAUCACUCAGGAGCUUGAUAGAUCAUUCCAUCGUCGAGAGUUUUGGUGGCAAAGGAAAGGUCUGUAUCACAUCUAGGGUUUAUCCCAAAAACGCAGUGUAUGACAAAGCACAUCUAUAUGUAUUCAACAAUGGAACAGAGGAUAUAAGAAUCUCAAAAUUAAGCGCUUGGAGCAUGAAGAAAGCUGAGAUCAGCUAUUAAAAAAAAAAAAAAAAACAGGGAGAAAGGCAAGAUGAUGUAAACCACGGCAAAAACACGGAUGGUCAAGUUGUUGGGUCCCACUUUUCCAUGAACUAUAAGAUUGUUCCAAGAGUUACGCUCUAAGAACAAGAAGUUUGACUUUGGAGCAGCUAUCAGUCAAUUUAUGUCAUAAUAAUAAACAAAAUGCCAAUAUUUUUGAAUGUUAAUUAGGGUUUUCAUUGUUUGAAGCCUGUGGUAUUUUUCAGGUCGCAGGUUAGGUUCAAUAACUUGUACCUAGGGGUUUUGCAGGAGUCAAGCCCAGACCUCUCUAUUAAAUUGUCACUAUUUUUACUUUUACUUCAAUAAAAAUUCUCUCUCUCUCUCUCUC